This is a messenger RNA of Suillus subaureus, 210 nucleotides long. RefSeq lists its product as uncharacterized. The annotation marks the transcript as partial. NCBI's taxonomy places the organism in Eukaryota, Fungi, Basidiomycota, Agaricomycetes, Boletales, Suillaceae. The transcript is spliced from 2 exons. The record is from RefSeq and is a predicted model, not a curated record.
UUUCGAUGCAACUCGCUCCGCGCGUAUGCAUGGAAACAAUGGACGAUGUUUGAAGCCACUUUUGCCAUAUGCGGUCUGGAACCUUGGGAGAAACUUGUUUUCGUGAUCGUUAUGUCUCUACUCACUUUCCUAUUCUUCACCGGGCUGUCUCGGGUAAUACCCAGUCAGUUGGUCUCACUACUACCUCGCAUUGCAUACUAUCUCUGGGGC